Molecule: messenger RNA, 3442 nt
Organism: Trichoderma asperellum CBS 433.97
Lineage: Eukaryota; Fungi; Ascomycota; Sordariomycetes; Hypocreales; Hypocreaceae
Biological process (GO): transmembrane transport
Cellular component (GO): plasma membrane
Molecular function (GO): oligopeptide transmembrane transporter activity
Source: RefSeq, a predicted model, not a curated record
UUCUUGCCCUUUUCUACCCUCCCGCCGCUUCUCUCCAACCUCGUUGCAGCCCAGCCCUGGCCCUCGAGUUGGCGCUUCUUCGUGCUUCUUCGCCCCUCGUGCCGUCCGCUGGCCUCGCUGGCCCUCCAACGCUCCUUUGCCUGCGAAUUCGAGAGACCGGCGACCAGCGAUCAGAGACGAGAGAGAGAGCGCGGGAAGUGUGUGUGUGUGUGUGCGAGAGAGAGAGAGAGAGAGCGCUCUCCGACGGCCUUUUUCGACCUGUCAAUCUCGCUCUCCCCCAGUUCUCGCCAAUCCGCCAGAUCUCGCAACAAGCACUGGCCAUGGCCGACGACGAAAAGGCCGUUCCCGCGAGUGGGGUGGCUGAGAUGCCCUCGGCCAAUUCGUCUCGCCCGUCCGUCGUCGACGAUACCAUCAAGGAUGUCAUUUCGGAGCCCUUUUCCUAUGACGAAGACGACCGCGAUUACUACCCCACGCAAAACACCACCGAGCACGACCUCAAUGUCACCGAAGAUGAUUUGCUCGAGGCACAGGAACUCGCCUCUCGGUAUACGCUCGAAGAGGUCCGCGACAUCAUGGCCCGAGUCUUUCGCGUCCACGAAAAAGAUCACAACUUCCCCUCCGUCAUUAUACACAAGAUCAAGGCCUUUCUCGAGAAUGAAUCCGUAUUUUCCAACCCCGAAAAGCAUCAGCAUUUGAUCCAAGAGAUGAAGCUGGAAGCCGCUCUCGUCACCAGCAACAGUCCAUAUGCAGAGGUCCGCGCUGUCGUUAGCAACAAGGACGACAUCACCACACCGUGCUCAACUAUCCGCAGCUGGGCCAUUGGUCUAGCGUUCAGCUGUCUGCUGGCCUUCAUCAACCAGCUGUUCGAUAUUCGCCAGCCCGCCAUCCGGGUUAUGGCCAACGUCGCCCAGCUGCUGUCCUAUCCAGUGGGCAAGGCCUGCGAGAAUUGGCUACCAGAUGUCGGCUUCACCCUCUUUGGCACAUAUCACUCCCUUAACCCAGGGCCCUUUUCGAAAAAGGAACACAUGCUCAUUACCAUCAUGGCAAACGUGGCUUACAACACGCCCUACACCAACAACAUCAUCUGGGUGCAGUAUCUGCCCCAGUAUUUCAACCAGCCUUAUGCGUCCCACGUCGCGUACCAACUACUUAUUGCCCUGGCCACCAACUUUAUUGGCUACGGCAUGGCGGGCAUCUGCCGACGAUUCUUGGUCUAUCCCUCGUACUGCGUGUGGCCGGCCUCUCUUGUCACCAUUGCCCUCAACAAGGCCUUCCAUAACGAAACCAAUGCUCCCGUAGAGGGUCCCUUUGGAAAGAAAUGGAAGGUGUCUCGUAUCAAGUUCUUCUACAUCAUGUUCGGCGCCAUGUUCGUAUGGUUUUGGUUCCCCAAUUACAUCUUCACGGCCCUGUCCAGGUUCAACUGGAUGUCAUGGAUUGCCCCUCACAACCGCGAGCUGAAUGUCAUCACCGGCAUCAACCAUGGCCUCGGCGUUAACCCAUUCCCGACCUUUGACUGGAACGUUUUGCUUUGGGACUCAGCCGACCCCCUUAUGGUCCCUUUCUACAGCACGCUCAACCGCUUUUUUGGCGUCUUCAUCUCCUUCUGGGUGGUCCUCGCCUUCUGGUACAGUAACGUCUACGAUACCGGCUACCUCCCCAUCAACAGCAAUCGCGUAUACGAUCACUUUGGCAAGCUUUAUAACAUCAGCCGGGCCGUUGACGAUCGAGGCCUGUUCCACGCUGCCGAGUACAAGGAAUAUUCGCCACCGUUCCUGAGUGCCGGCAACGUUGUCAUCUACAUGUUCUUUUUCGGCAUCUACACGUCAACCUUGACAUACGCUGUGCUCUACCACCGUCACGAGAUUGUCAUGGGCUUCAAGUCUCUCUUCGCCAGCUUCCGCAAGAAGAACCCGAUCAAGGACGAGAGGGUCCUUGACGUCCAUAACCGGCUGAUGAAGGCGUACCCCGAAGUUCCGGAAUGGUGGUAUCUGAUCUGUCUCCUAAUCGCCAUUGCUUUGGGUAUCGCCGGUAUCGCCGGGUGGGAUACCAACACUUCUCCUGGAGUCGUCUUCUAUGGCCUGGCGCUCUGCAUCGUCUUUGUAAUUCCCGUGGGCAUCAUCAAGGCCAUGACGGGCAUCGAAGUCACCCUCAAUGUGCUGGCCGAAUUCAUUGGCGGCUCCUUUGUUGAUGGCAAUGCACUGGCUAUGAAUUAUUUCAAGUCAUUUGGCUAUGUUACCUGCGCGCACGCCGUUUGGUUCUGCAACGAUCUCAAGCUCGCCCACUACGUCAAGAUCCCGCCCCGUCAGACCUUCAUCGCCCAGAUCAUCGCCACCUUUAUCAGCACCAUCAUUUGCACCGGCGUUCUCAACUUCCAAAUGAAGAGCAUCACUGGCGUUUGCACUCCCGAUGCCCAGUUCAAGCUCACCUGCCCAGGCGUCAACACUUUUUUCACCGCAUCCGUUCUGUGGGGAACCGUCGGGCCGCAAAAGGUCUUUGGCCAGAACGGCCAGUACACCGAGAUUCUGGUUGGAUUCCCCCUGGGCAUCGUCGUCGUCGUCUUCUUCUGGGCGCUCGCGAAAAAGUUUCCCCAGUGGACUUGGACUCGACAAAUUCACCCGGUGGCCAUCAUGUACGGCGGUAUUGUUUGGGCGCCGUACAACAUGUCGUAUGUCUGGCCGUCUGUUCCCAUUGCGUGGAUUUCCUGGGUCUAUCUUAAAACCCGCUUCGUAUCUUUUUGGUCCAAGUACAACUUUGUUCUUUCGGCGGCUUGGUCUUGCGGCAUUGCAAUUUCUGGCAUCAUCAUCUUCUUUGCCUUACAAUACACCGACACCAAAUUCAACUGGUGGGGCAACAUGGCAUCCGACAUGGGCUGCGAGGGCAGGGCAUGCACUCUGAAGCACCUUAAGCCGGGAGAGUACUUUGGGCCGCGCAUUGGCACCUUUGACUAAUAGUUGCGGUGUCGAUUUUUGUUUGCUCCUCUCCUUAAUUUUCUUAUGGCCCUUGUUUUUUUUUAUCUUUCCAUCUAUCUUGGUCUGAGUGUUAAGCUUAAACACCACUCGGCGCUGGAGUUAUUUCAUUGUGGAGUUAUGGAAGGGCAUCAGUCUGGCAGGAACUGCUAUAUGAGCAUAUUUGGUCUCUUUUCUUUUUAUUACCUACACUUUUGUUUUUAUGCUUUGUUUGAUCUGCUGCCUUUGGGAAGGAAACCGGGACGAGUUAUACCCUAUGUUGUUGAUCUGAUAGGAACGAUAUGACCGAAAUAAAGAGCAACGGCCUACCCUUGUUUAGGGAAAACGCGGCGUUUAGAGAUUUGUAUAAAUGCGAACCGGAAGGCGCUAGAAAUGGCCACGUAGGAUGGGGGACAUUUUGGUUAGUUUUAGCUAUAUGGAGACGGCCAAUACAUUAGAAAUGGAAAAAAGAGUCUAUUCAACAGCUCAGUGCUGGC